Messenger RNA from Aplysia californica (California sea hare), 4560 nucleotides. RefSeq names its product sphingosine kinase 2. The record is from RefSeq and is a predicted model, not a curated record. The transcript has 6 exons. Gene Ontology annotation, cellular component: intracellular membrane-bounded organelle; cytoplasm; membrane. Gene Ontology annotation, biological process: sphingosine biosynthetic process. Lineage: Eukaryota; Metazoa; Mollusca; Gastropoda; Aplysiida; Aplysiidae. Bases 206 to 2566 code for a protein of 786 amino acids.
AUGCAAAUUCACUCCCGAUUUGUGGGCCAGUCCGAGGGAGUGAAAAAUACCUGGGACGAUUCAAAAACCCAAUUCGCCCCUGGGGGCGUAGUUUAUCUCUACCAUAGAGUGAUCUCUACCCUUCAGGCCAACCGGAGACAGGGCUUCAAAGAGUUCACCUGAGUUCACUUGAUACUAUUUGCUCACGUGACUUUGGCUUGGUCACAUGACCAAAUGCAUCAAAAUGGCGUCUUGGAGAGAUGACGUGAUUUUGGAAGGAGAUUUUUUCCUUAUGCCGAAGGGCCGAGAGGAGUACAAAGUUAUUCUUACAAGAUGUGGUGUAUUUUACAGUAUUAUUUCAAACAGCAGCACAACUUAUGUUGAGAAAUCUAUUCUUGUUAGUGACAUUAUUGGCUGUCACUGCAUAGAGCCAAACGGGCACAAUGUAACUGCUGCUAGCGGUAACAACACGAACAGAAACGGGGCUUCUCCUCCAUCAACACCGUCCUCUCCGGGAGGAGACACUGUUUCUGAUUUCGGCGAAGAGUCUGGACAAAACGAUGACCUGGAAUCUUCCUUUUCUAAGUCCUUUUCUAUUCCGAGACUGUCUGAUUCCUUGGCUUGUGGUUUUGUUGUUUUUGCAUACCCUUUCAGGAAGAAAAUGUUCAGUGGCAAAAAGGUUCGCCACAGAGUUGCACUUGGAUUUGAACUGAGGGCAACUCAGGAAACUUUUGAAAGUAAAAAAAAGGAGAUUGAAAAGUGGAGAAAUAUGAUAACUUGUCUCCAUAGGGGCUUGCCAAUCAAUCUUAAAGACCCUAGCAGCUGUGUACCACCACAGAUGGGCAAAAUGCUCAUCUUAAUCAAUCCUCAUAGUGGGCCAGGGAAAGCUGAUAUCAUAUUCAAAAAUGAUGUGGCUCCAAUGCUGUAUGAGGCAAGCAUACCAUAUAAAGUGAUUGUCACCAAGUAUGCAGGCCAUGCUAGUGAUAUUGUGGCAUCUCUCAACCUGACUGAGUGGUAUGGCAUUGUCAUAGUCUCUGGAGACGGUCUGAUCUUUGAGGCCUUAAAUGGUAUCAUGAAGCGAGCUGACUGGGCGUCCUCCAUCAAACUUCCCGUUGGCUGUAUACCGGGAGGAUCGGGCAACGCGCUCUGCUGUUCUAUCAAUUAUGCUGCGGGCGAACCCAUUGAAUCGUCCAUGGCGCUUCACUCAGCAUUUAUCCUGGUGAAGCACCGAGUGGUCCCCAUGGAUCUGGUUGUAAUGCAGAUGCCAGAACUCACCGUUUACUCUUUCCUGUCGAUGACGUGGGGACUUCUUGCUGACAUUGACUAUGAGAGUGAGAAGUAUCGCUCGUUUGGGGAAGCACGCUUCACUGUGGGAGCUAUCAGGCGCAUUUUGAGUCUUCGCAUUUACAAGGGAAAAAUUUCAUUUCUUCCUAUCGCUGAAUAUAGUCCCAGAAACGACUCGAGCACAAACAAAAAAGUCCUUUCAAAAAUACGCAGAUUUUCUCUACGUAGUCGCAGUAGUAGUAAAAGUACAGUCAGCUCAGCGGGGAGUGAUUCUCCCCACCUGCAGUCCUAUCAAAGGCACAGUGUAGACAGUUGUGAGUACCAGCCAGUCACGGCCAAACCCAGGUCUGAGUCCAGCCCGGGGGUUACCAUAGGUCAUCUAGCGUCUGGUGAUUGCAAGGAAGACAAAGGGGACAAGUCUCCCGUCAGUUCACAUGUCGUCGACGCCCAGCCUCCUGGUCCACCUGAUGCCACCACACCUGUCACAGCAGUGGAGCGGGCUACAGCUUCAGAAGGUCAAGGUGAAAGUGUGAGUGGUGUUGCUGAAAGUGUCAACAAUAACAACGCAAGUCAGACAGAACUGCAAGUGUCUCCUGUUGAGCCUCCGCAAAGUGCCUUAGGCGUAAAGCAGAAUGAGGGCAUAGUAGCUGGUAGUGAUGGUAAUGUCUCACAAACUGAUAAUGAUCACUAUGCUGGAAGUACAAAUAGUUGUGUUGACCAACGGGAUUCUUCUGAUCAUGUCGAUGCAAAGACUCAGGUAAAUGACACAUUACCUAAUGCUGAUGUUUUAAAUUUGGAUGCUGCGGAAUUUUCGGACAGCAAAAGAAGUUCUUUCACUGUAUUGGAAGACACACAAGAAGUAGGGGUAACAGAAGAGAUGUAUCAUGGAAAAAAGGCCGAUUUUUCUCCCGUUCCAACCCCUCUGUUACCAGGCCUGGACGAACCUGUCCCGGACAACUGGGUCACCAUCGAGGGUGAGUUUGUGGUGGUGUGUGCCGCUUAUCAGUCCCACCUGGGCAGCGAUGUGCUUGUGGCACCUGAUGCUCACCUGCAUGAUGGCUGCAUCCACCUCAUGCUGGUCCGAGAGGGCAUCUCUCGCAACACUCUCCUCAACCUUUUUAAGGCAAUUGCUACAGGCUCUCACGUACACUCGCCCUACGUGGAGAUCGUCAAAGUCUUGGCCUUUCGGCUGGAGCCCAUCUCUACCAAUGGCAACAUCAUGGUGGACGGAGAACGCUUUGCUCCCAACCCUCUACAAGCUCAGAUUUUGCCUGGCUUAGCCCGAGCUAUGGCUAUACAAUAGUGUUUUCUUGGCACAUCUGAGGUUUUGACUCUUUUUUUACUUUUCUGUUGUUAAAAGUCAUUAGGAGCUCUUUCUCAGAAAUUUGGAAAACCACAUGGGUUGACAAUUAUUGAUUUGUUUUUUUAUUACUUUUGUGUGGUUAAUGAUAGUUGUAAAGCACAUAGAGCAUGCUGUAGAGCGUGGAUAUGCGCUAUAUAAUUGCAAUAAUUGUUAUUGUUAUUGUUAUUGUUAUUAUCAUUUUUAUAUUACGUUUAAUUUCAAAUAUUCAAAUCUGAUGUUGUGUCUCCUGUCCAUCUAAAUCUUCAUUUCAGUGGAAAGAAUUACUCUCUCCUUACAGCAAAAUAUGUUUCAUAUAAGGUAGAUAUAUGGUCUUUUAAAAAAAAUGUAUUUGUGUUAGCUCACAGGUAGUGUUUAAUUUGCUCAGCUGUUUGUAUUUCUCUCUUGUAAUAUAGAGUCAUUGUCAUCUGUUCUCUGAUUAAUUUGGUUUAGGUUAGGCUUCAUCUAAGUUUGCUUUGCUUCCAUGUUUUACAGAGAGCAAUGCAAGGCUUUUUAGGCUUCUUGAGAUCAUUUGAUUGUUGGACAUAGAACAUUUUUGUAAGGGUAAUUCAUGUGACCUCACAAUAUAAUCAAAGCGAAGCAUGUAUCACUUUUUGGAGGGGGACACCUCCUCUCACCCGUAUCUCCCAUUUAAGUUUAGAGAAAUACAGCGUCAUCCUGUUGAAGUGCUUUUGUUACUUGUAAAUAAUGUCAUUGAAGUUCAGCUUCUCUAGUUAAAAUGAAGCUAGUUUCCUGAUGUCUUUCUCAGAGCUUCUGUGCUGAAAUUGCCCUAAUAAAUGGGCAAACUGUAUGAACAAAGAUGUGUGGAUUAGAGUAAACAAUUUUGAAUUUUUUUGGGGGAUGGGAAAUCCAAUGCCACGUUAUAUUCUUUCUGGGAAAAAAUGCUAGAUUGUGUAUUUAUUGAUCUCUUUGAAGUGUGAGAUGUUCUGUCUUUGUUUUGUCAAUUUGUUCAAAUGUUUAGUUGGCUUUUCAGUUUAUCUUGCUAAGUUUUAUCUUCAUUACAAUGAAUGUUAUUGCAUCGAAGUUGUCGUUUAUAGACACUGACAAAACUCUUUCCCACUGCAUUUACCUACUCUAAAUGUCCUCAAGUGGUACAGGAUCAGGAAAAGCAGUGUAUGCCAAAUACAGUUAGUCUGAAAUGUUUAAUUUUUUAAAAGAUUUAUGCUUCUUACAUAUAUUGUUUUGACACAAAAGGGAUUAUAUUUGUUUAUUGUUUGAGUGGGAUUGUGUGUGUGUGUAUAAAUGUGUGUGUGAGGGAGAGAGAAAGAGUUCAGGUGUACAAAUAAGUGAUUUUUAAAAUGGCUUAACUUCCUCAUGUUACUACUACGUAUGUCUUUGUUUGAAAAUGUUCCUGUGUGGUAAGAAGCUAGCCACAAGACUGUGUGUUUUUCAAGUCUUGAUGUUGCUAUCUCGUACCUUUGUUGACCUUUUGUUUUUCAGGGCUGUGUAUAAUUUUACCUGUUGUCAUAUUUAUAGUGUAGCAAUUUGCCGGAAUAUUUAGAGCUAUACACUUUUCAAAUUUUGCUCAGAAUGGUAGAUAGGUCAUUGUGAGUGAGUUUGUGGUCUAACUUUGGACAGGUGUUGUUGAAGUACAACAUAUGUGAUUUUGUGUGUCAUUCAUAUAUAUUGUUUUCCUCAUAACUCCAUCAUUCUUCAAUUGAUGAAUUGAUGUCUCUGUUUUUUUGUCUUUUUUGUAUUUUAUGUUCUUUUGUUAGGCUGUUACGUAGUCAAGUGGAACUCGGAUUCAACAGUCAUCGGGCCUGACCUACAAUUAUGUUGAAUUCGAGUGUUCGUUAUGGCAAAUAUAAGGUUUUUGUUUAGAUAAUUAUAGGCACUGAGCAAGUAAUGUAUAAUGUAUUCGACUUUCUCAAUAAAAAGUAGUUUGGUUUCAAAUGAGAUGCAUUUUCGAUUCUUGAUACCAAAGAAUUACUGGAAAA